AUGCAUGAACAGUUAAUAGCCGGUGCAAACAUGAAAUUAUAUAAUUCUAAAAAAGUAUUUCGACAAGGAAUUUACGAACUUGAAUUACAUCCUUUGGAGCCGUUAGGUGUUUAUCGACUAGAGGAUGUUGAAAAAUUAGUGAGGGAACCUACUUUUGACUCAAAACCUUCGAAUAUGGAUACCAUGAAUCAAAUCCUUAAGACGAAUCGUAAACACCUUCGUAAUGAAUUGUUAGAAACACCAUUAGAUCGACAUUGUAUGCCAGAUGUGGAACAUGCGGUUGAUGAGGCGAAACGAGCUAGUGGACGUUUAUUCCUUAGUGUAAAAUUUGAGUUUUCACGAAGCUAUCCAUCUGUGUAUAUGCCUGUAAUAUUUCAGCGUCCAUUUCUACCUGAACAGUCAGAAUUACGAGCUGAUCGAUGGAAUCCAGUAGAUGAAAAGUAUUUUAAAAUGACACGUAAUGCUCGUACAGCUGACGUGGAUCGUGCACGUAAACCUAAUAAAGACAUAUUAGAUAGAUUGAAACUUGUUCUUGAUUUACCACCAGGAUUAAAUAUAUCCGAAUCAGAUGGGGAUCUUAUCUGGAAGUAUCGAUUUUAUUUAGCUGACAAAUUCCCUGAAACUUCUUUAGCGAAAUUCAUUUUAUCUGUUCGUUGGGAAUAUACAGAACAAGUGAAUCAAGCUGUUGAAUUGUUAAAACAAUGGCCAAAAAUAGCGCCUGAACAUGUCCUAGAACUGUUCACUCGUCAAUUUCUUCAUCCUGCCGGUAGAAGAUUUGCUGUACAUCGUUUAGAAGCUGCCAGUGAUGAGGAACUUAUUUUAUACUUAUAUCAACUUGUACAAGCAUUACGCUAUGAAAAUUGGCAUGAUAUAUUUUCAGUCCAACCUAAAAGGAAUGAUCGAACUUCUAAACGUAAUGUUUCAGAUGUUACAAAAGAAGGUAAUUCUGAAGAGGUGAAAUCUACAAAUUUGACAUCAAAUCGUAAAAUGCCAUCAUCUUUUCGUACUGGACGAGGUGGUGCAUUGCAAAAUAUUGAACGCAGUCGUGAAGAAUUAAUUGGAUGGCAUUCUGAUUUAAAAAAAGAAUGGAAAGAAGAUUUAGCCAGUUUCCUUAUAAGACGUGCUCAAUUAAAUUUUCGUAUUGCAAAUUACUUGUAUUGGUUUUUACGAUUAGAAGCAAACAGUAAUGAUGGUGAAGAUGAUUUCUGCGAACGGGAUAGAGUAAAUCCACCCGAUACUCAAAAGAUGUAUAAACAUGUUUUGAAUAGACUUUUACAUGCUUUUGAUGCUGGUAGUCCUACUUGUCAAAAAUGGAAUAUAGAACUACUACAACAAACACAAUUCAUUCAAGAUUUAUGCCGGUUGCUAAAAUCAGUUACCAAUGAUUUGGGUAAUCGUUCACGCAAAAUUGAAUUGUUAAGAUCAAAGUUGGAUAGUGAAGAAUAUGCUCAUAUUAGGCAUAUUGAUAAACCAUUCCCUCUUCCUCUAAAUCCGGAUAUUAUUGUAUGCGGUGUACAGUCGUCUACAGCUACACUAUUCAAGAGUUUUCAACGACCUGCAUUACUGACUUUUAUCCAACCGAAUGGCGACACUUAUCGAGCUAUUUUAAAACACGGUGAUGAUUUACGUCAGGAUCAAUUGGUUUUACAAAUGAUUGAGUUAAUGGAUGUGAUACUUCGCAAAGAAAAUUUCGACCUUCGAUUGACACCAUAUAAAGUUUUGGCAACAAGUAACCGUCAUGGUUUAGUUCAAUUUGUCGAAUCCAUUUCAUUGGCUGAUAUUCUUCAUCGUUCCACAUUACUAGCUUAUUUACAGUUAAAAGCUCCGAGUCCAAAUAGUCCUAUGGGUGUUCAAAAAGAUGUUAUGGAAACAUAUAUUCGUUCUUGUGCCGGUUAUUGUGUCAUCACUUAUCUUCUUGGAGUUGGUGAUCGUCAUAUGGAGAACUUACUGCUCACUGCUGAUGGUCAUUUAUUUCAUAUUGAUUUUAGUUUUAUUCUUGGCGCUGAUCCUAAACCAAUGGCACCUGAAGUAAGAUUAACUCGUGCAAUGAUUGAUGGUAUGGGUGGUCCAAAUUCAAAUCAAUUUAAUGAAUUUUGGAAAAUCACUUUUACAGCUUUUCUUAUUUUAAGACGGCACGCGAAUUUAUUUUUGACUCUAUUUUCCUUAAUGUCAAACACAGGAAUACAGAGUUUCAAUGGUCAACAAAAUAAUGCAUCUGAAUUUUUAAAAGAACAUUUCUGUGUACAUCAAUCAGAAGAGAAAGCUGUUAGUCGACUGGCUAAUCGUAUGACUGAAUCUAUCAAGGCUAUUGUACCUGAUAUUAUGGAACGAAUACACACUAUUGUACAAUAUAUGAGGAACUAA
Schistosoma mattheei is the source of this 2364-nucleotide messenger RNA. NCBI's taxonomy places the organism in Eukaryota, Metazoa, Platyhelminthes, Trematoda, Strigeidida, Schistosomatidae. The record is from the annotation of a GenBank genome assembly.